This is a messenger RNA of Bubalus bubalis (water buffalo), 2027 nucleotides long. It is a transcript of the gene NPY2R, whose product is annotated as neuropeptide Y receptor Y2. Lineage: Eukaryota; Metazoa; Chordata; Mammalia; Artiodactyla; Bovidae. Gene Ontology annotation, cellular component: membrane. The transcript has a single exon. Gene Ontology annotation, biological process: G protein-coupled receptor signaling pathway. The record is from RefSeq and is a predicted model, not a curated record. Gene Ontology annotation, molecular function: neuropeptide Y receptor activity. The coding region runs from base 1 to 1155 and encodes 384 amino acids.
AUGAAAAUGGGCCCAUUAGGUGCAGAGGCUGAUGAGAACCAGACAGUGGAAGAAAUGAAAGUGGAUCUGUUUGGUCCAGGACACACCACUCUUCCAGGGGAGCUGGCCCCUGAGUCUGAACCGGAGCUUAUAGACAGCACCAAGCUGAUUGAGGUACAGGUUGUCCUUAUAUUGGCCUACUGCUCCAUCAUCUUGCUUGGGGUGAUUGGCAAUUCCUUGGUGAUCCAUGUGGUGAUCAAAUUCAAGAGCAUGCGUACAGUAACCAACUUCUUUAUUGCCAAUCUGGCUGUGGCAGAUCUUCUAGUGAACACCCUGUGCUUGCCGUUUACACUUACCUACACCUUAAUGGGGGAGUGGAAAAUGGGUCCUGUCCUCUGCCACUUGGUGCCAUAUGCCCAGGGCCUGGCCGUACAAGUGUCCACCAUCACCUUGACAGUGAUUGCCUUGGACCGGCAUCGUUGCAUUGUCUACCACCUCGAGAGCAAGAUUUCCAAGCAAAUCAGUUUCUUGAUUAUUGGCUUGGCUUGGGGUGUCAGCGCCCUGCUAGCAAGCCCCCUGGCCAUCUUCCGGGAGUAUUCACUGAUUGAGAUUAUUCCUGACUUUGAGAUUGUGGCCUGUACUGAGAAGUGGCCUGGAGAGGAGAAGGGCAUCUAUGGCACUGUCUAUAGUCUUUCCUCCUUACUAAUCCUGUAUGUUUUGCCUCUGGGCAUCAUCUCUUUUUCCUACACUCGUAUCUGGAGUAAGCUUAAGAACCAUGUCAGUCCUGGAGCUGCUCAUGACCACUACCAUCAGCGGAGGCAAAAAACCACCAAAAUGCUGGUGUGUGUGGUGGUGGUGUUUGCAGUCAGCUGGUUGCCCCUCCAUGCCUUCCAACUUGCUGUUGACAUUGACAGCCACGUCUUGGACCUGAAGGAAUACAAACUCAUCUUCACUGUGUUCCACAUCAUUGCCAUGUGCUCUACCUUUGCCAAUCCCCUUCUCUACGGCUGGAUGAACAGCAACUAUAGAAAGGCUUUCCUCUCAGCGUUUCGCUGUGAGCAGAGGUUGGAUGCCAUUCACUCUGAGGUGUCUGUGACAUUCAAGGCUAAAAAGCACAUGCAAGUCACAAAGAAUAAUGGUCCCAACGAUUCUUUCACAGAAGUUACCAACGUCUAAGGCAACUGUGGAAAUGUGGAAAUCCAUGGAUGAAUUCUGACCAGAGCUGUAAACCUGGUUUAGGAGAGCACGCAGGUGCAUCCUCAUUUCCCAUUUUAAGGAAGCAUUUGAUUGGAAGCAUAUGCAGUAUAAUUCAUGGAAAACUGGCUGGCAGAGUCUAAUAAAAACAUUCAAAUUCAAAGACAAGGCAACAUAACAGUUUGCUUAUGGUUACUUGGAUAGUAGGUUGAAUCAUGAGUAAAAGCAGAGAGAAAUGGUUUUGACUGUUGCCAAGAGUGAAGGAAACAUGAACAAGGAAUUGAUGUUAGCAGCAUUGCCAAAAGAUGUGGGUAAAAAAAGCUGACUCUCAAAUCACAUUAGAGAAUAGGUUGGGGAUGAUGUAUAAUUCACUGUUCCCCCCUUAUCUGAUGGAAAGUCUACCAACACCAAUUUCCCUAGAAAGGCAUAGACUCUUCUCUGUUGUAUUUUGGCUUUUUGUUAUUCUUCCUAUGGACUAAAACCAUCAGAGAACACUGUAGGUAAAUGUUACCAACUAUUUGGAUGACUUCAAGGAAAUAAACUGAAAUUUUCUGUGUGAUUAGCAUUUUGACAAAUGAUAUGGGAAAUCUUUACCAUUCAGUUACCCAGUUGUUUUUUUAAAACCAAAUGUACAUCUAACUAAAAGUUUCUUCAACUUAGAAUUGAAGGCUGAAAUUCUCAGAGAAAUAUAAACCUUCAUUCAACUUCUCAUUACAAGUUGUCUCUGCUUUAUAUAGUUACUAUCUGGAUAACAAAUAAGGAUGCAAUGCAAUAUGUUUCAGUUCAGUUCAGUUCAGUUGCUCAGUUGUGUCCGACUCUUUGCGACCCCAUGAAUCGCAGCACGCCAGGCCUCC